Molecule: messenger RNA, 8030 nt
Organism: Stegostoma tigrinum
Lineage: Eukaryota; Metazoa; Chordata; Chondrichthyes; Orectolobiformes; Stegostomatidae
Gene: fbxo30a
Product: F-box protein 30a
Exons: 3
Coding region: 2983-5307 (774 amino acids)
Molecular function (GO): ubiquitin protein ligase activity; protein binding; zinc ion binding
Source: RefSeq, a predicted model, not a curated record
AGGGUUAUUGGGUAUCUUUAUGGGUGGAGGUUAAAGCAGAGCUUUAGACGGUCUGAGGGCCGUUGGAUGAGAUGAGAAGAUUUGAAGCAUUUAGAUGGAACGUGAAGAGUCUGGAGUGUCAAAUGGGAUCGGCUGGGUCUUGGGCGGCUGUUCACUAAGAUGUGAAAGAUUUUGCUGCGUUACUUUGGGUGCGAAGGAUCUGGAGGUUGUAAAUGGUGGGAAAGAUCUUUGGAUAGGUUUAAUGAGGUGGGUGGGGAGGUUUAAUUGGAAUGUGUAGUGUCUGGACCGGGUUGUUGAUUAGAAUGGGGAGGGUUUUUGGAGAUUUUAAAUGGGAUACAAAGUUUUGGGGUGGUUGGCAGUAACUGGGAGUCGAAGUGUCUUGGGGGUGUUCUACUGGGAUGGAAGGGCCUUAGGGGGUACAAAUGGCAAUGAAGGGUCAUGGUGGGCUUAAAUAGAAUGAAGACAAUCCCAUUAGAGGGGAGUUGUUAGAUGAUGUGGGGGCAGUGUAGAGGAAUUUGGAUGGUGUUGGGAGUGGUCUGAAGGGGUUUUAGAUGGGCCUUAAGGAUAUAUUGUGGGUGAAUUGUGGCUGAGAAAUAAUGUAAAUUUAUCAGUGAGGUGAAUUUUUAGAGGGAUGGAGUGAGCAUUGUGGUUUAGUCUGUUGGUUUUGUGUUGGGGGUGGUUCUUAAGUGGAGUGAGUAUCAUAAAGUUUUUGAAUGGGAUAUGUUCACACUCUUGUCUAAUGGUGGUAAUAAUCUGAUUAAAGUAUUAAUCAUUCUUAAAGGGCUUGACUGCACAGAUGUUGGGAGGUUGCUUCCUGUAGGCUGCAGUGUCAGAUGCACUGGUCAUAGUCAGCAAUUUGGCCUUUGGACAGGGAUAAGGAACACGUUUUUGACACAGAAAGCUGUGAAUCUUUGGAAUUCUUAACCCAGAGAACUAUCAGUACUCAAGUCACGUAAUACAUUCAAAGCUGAAAUGUGUAGAGCCUUUGAACUUUGGGAUAAUUGAAGGAGAAGGGGAUUGGUGAUAGAAUGAAGUUAAAUUGCAGAACAAUUUUGAUCUGAGUAGUAAAGCAGGCUUAUAUAUGGUCUAUUAUUCCUCCUAUUCUUUAUAAUCUUAUGAUCUUGACACUAUGAAGUUUAGAUAGGGUGUUAGAGUUGGAUUUUAUGAAAGCUAUUUAUGACUUGUCUUGGGUGGGUGGCAGAAGAUCUAUAAAAAGAUGAAGGGUGAAAUUGUAUGCCACAUUGCAUGAAGGGUGUGUUUACAUGGUAUGAGUAUCAUACAAGUAUAGGACCAACCCAAAAUGUCAACUUUCCUGCUCCUCUGAUGCUCCCUGGCCUGCCAUGUUCCUCCCGCUCAACACUGUUAUCCUUGACUCCAGCAUCUGCAGUUCUUGCUGUCUCACAGUUAGCUAUGAGAUAUGUACCAUGCUAGUGGUAGACUAUUAUCACUGCUUAUUCACCGUCAGACAGUCAAUAUCCAGAAAUCCUGACAUGUAGUCAUUGUAAGGAAUUAAAGGUGAAGGCCCAUCCAGUGUAGGCUUUAAGAUUGGGCACUAAUUGUGUUCUUAACAGUUCAGUCUUUCUCAUAGAAUGAGUAUGAUUGCAUCUGUAAGUAUUCUGCAGGAAUGGAAAGGUGACAGGAGAGUGAUUAAGUAAGUUGUAUGAGAAGCAUUACAAGUUUUGACUCUGCUUUUGAUAUUUUCUUGAUGCAAAGGGAUUGCUGUAUUAGGUCUGAAUAUCUGGCCUUCAGCAAUGUGCUCCUAACUUCAAGUAUCUAACUGUUUGGUAGCAUAACCCAGGAAGUGUAAAAUGGCCCAUUUGUGAUCUGAAGUGGCUGCUGUGGGAUGGAAUUUUUUGAUGUCCUGCUUCAACACCUCUGGGCUAGCCACCAAAAUGUGUGUGUGUGUGUGUGUGUGUACAUGUUGAGGUGGAUGGUGUUGUGAUUGAGAGAAUCCUCCUGGAAUAACUGACACUUAGCUUUUGCUAUCCUUUUGAUAGUGAAUUGAAACAUUUGGUGUGAUAAGGCCAGCUGUGCAGCAUUCAGCUGCAGUAUUUCCGUAGCCAAGUGAACACGCAUAUUGUACUCGAAGCAAAUUCUGCUUAACUCAAUCUUGACUCCUUUCUGGAAAGAUAGAAGAGGAUAAUAAACUAAGUGACAUGCUUUUUUUUAAAUUUGAUUCAUUUGCUGUUGAUAGAAUCAUUCCAGGCAACUUCUAACUAGAUUCCUUGAAAUGAAUAUUUAGCUUCUAGCUCAUACAAUAUACUCUGCUUUAAAUCCCUUGGUCAAAAUUUGAUGUCCCUGGAUGAAGAAAUUUUACCACCUUUGCAUUUGAUCUUAACCCUCAAGAAGCAGGUGGGUAAUGUCUUCAACACCUUUGUGCUGCGACCAGUUGACUACCCUAUUCUUUAGCUGCCGGCAUCCUUGUAAGUUGGGUUUGACUGUUUGUUGCCCGUAUGAAUCGUUUAACAUUCCUAGGUCAUCCUUCCUAAGGGGCCUGGAGUGGUAGAACAGACAUUCAGCUUGAAAUGUACUGAGACAUGCGAAAUUUCCUUUUGGGCUGUUGAUGUUCGUUGUGCUCAAACUCUUAAUUUUUCUUUAUCAAGCAUGCAAAUUUCCCUUGUUUUAAAAUAAUCUCAAAUACAACUCAUCCCACAAUCUAUUAGAAAGUGAGUACUAUCUAGUUGAUGAUUAUUACGUAAUGGUUAAACAUAAUUUGGAAAUACUCAAGUGCUAUGUAAUUUGAAUACUAUAUCACAGUGAACAUUGCAUGAGUAUUUUGAAUCAUGAGAAUUUUUUGAGUAAAGAGACUGUUUUAAAUGAGCAGUCAUUUUUGUAAAGAAAGAUUAUUUAUUUCUAGGAAUAGAAUAGUUGUCACUUGUAUUUGGAUCAAAUUAUAUUGCAAUGCCCACGUCGCACAAAUGAAUGAAGAGGAAGCCCUGAGGAAGUCCUACACCUUCAUAUGGUGGGACUGAAAAGGCCACAAUGGAGCAACAUCUGCACUGUUUGAACUGUGUGAGCCGGCGUUGCAUGGUUAGACCAGAGAUGAAUGUGUCAUGUGACUUGAUUGGCUGCCCCCUGGUGUGUGGAGCUGUCUUUCACUCAUGCAAAGUGACUGAACAUCGCCUACUAUGUCCCCUUGAGAGAGUGCCAUGCCUCAAUAGUGCGUUUGGAUGCCCGUUCAUCAUUGCACGGAACAAGAUUAGUGAACACCUGGAGCUUUGUCCUGCUAGUGUGGUUUGUUGCACAAUGGAAUGGAAUCGUUGGCCUGUAAGCUAUGCUGACCGCAAAUCCUAUGAAAGCUUAAGCAAAGAUGGUGAUGGAGUGGAACAGUUGGACUUGGCUUUAGCUCUUCAGGAUCAGCGGAUGCUCCUUGAGUCACUCAAAGUUGUGACCACUGCUUCAAACUCGGCUCUCAAGCAGUUCAAAAGUGAAGAGCAAAUCUCCAAGACUAUAGAGCCAUUGGAUGAACCCCCUUCCAGUUUGCUGUCAGUGAAUGAAGAAGCUUACACUGAACUGUAUCGAGCGACAGUUGAAACGACCAGAACUUUAGCGGUAGCCCUUGACCUCUUGAACAAUACAGCAAAAGAUGGGGAGCUGACAAAUGGGAGUCUACCUGAGGAGCGAUCUGAAAGGAAUAGAGAUGUCCGGGUUGUGGAGGAGGAUCCAUCAAAAUCACCGUGCUUUGUGGAAAUUAGUGACGAUCCCUGCAAAAGCGUAAUGGAGGGAGGAGCAGUUGGUGGUGCAGACUGUGAUUCUGCAGCCUAUGAUCCACCUUGGAGAGAUUGGAACUUGUGUGUGGAGGAAAAUGGAUUUCGUGCAUUGCCUGGUGUGGUGACUGAAACAGAUGAUGGCACAGAUGGAUGUAUUCAGUUAAAGACAAGUGCCUUAUGUAAUGGUUUUCACAAAGCAGAUGUGAAUGCUUAUAAUUUGGAUCAGGAGGGAGUGGAGUCAUACAACUGUGAUCAGCAAGCAGAAGAGACUAUGAAUGGUUCUUGUCAUGAAAAUGAUAUGGAUUGUGAUGGGAAUUCCUCGGAACCUGAUCACUUCUUACCUGUAUUUGCACAGCUACUUACUGUGGAAGGUUUGUUACAUCCAGACCGUUUUCAGGAGGGCUGCUUGCCUUCUGACCCCUGUGGAGUCAGAAAAUUAGUCAACAGACCUUCCGAGCGGCAAGCACUCAAGAAAAUUGCCACUUUCAAACUGUUAGACGGACACAAUGGGCGUAGGCCAUAUCUUGGGGACUUGAAUUGGUAUAGGAAAAAAAUGGAAAGCAAAGCAGUUGACACAUCAGAUCUGGAGGUGGAUGAUGACCCUCUAGAAUUACAGGGAAUUGAUCUGAUUACAGCUGCUUUAUUGUUCUGUUUGGGAGACUCUCCUAGUGGUAGAGGGAUCUCUGACAGCCGGAGUGUUGAUGGAAACCGUGUUGAUUUGGGCACACAAACUUUCUCCUUUCCAGCAGCCAUAUUAGCUACAAAUACCACAGUUGGAGAGAUUGCCUCCGCAUCUGCUUGUGACCAUGCAAAUCCUCAGCUGUCGAACCCGAGUCCUUUCCACACACUUGGGCUAGACCUGGUCUUGGAGUGUGUAACCAGAUAUCAAACAAAGCAACGCUCAAUGUUCACUUUUGUAUGUGGUCAGUUUUUCAGGAGAGAUGAGUUUCCUUCUCACUUUAAGAAUGUGCAUGGGGACAUACAUGCUGGCCUCAAUGGUUGGUUGGAACAUCGAUGCCCUUUGGCCUAUUAUGGCUGUACCUAUUCUCAGAGACGGUUCUGCCCUUCUGCCCAGGGUUCAAAAGUUAUUCAUGAUCGCCAUCUGAAGUCUUUUGGAAUCCAGCCAUGUGUUCCAUCCAUGUUGUUAGGAUCCCAUGACAGUCGGUUAUCCAGCACAGGAGUAGCUGUUGACCAAUUGAGCAAACUGCCCUUUGAGAUUUUGCAACACAUUGCUGGCUUUCUGGAUGGGUUCAGCUUAUCUCAGCUCUCUGAAGUGUCACAUUUAAUGAGGGACGUAUGCAGCAGUCUGUUGCAGGUUCGAGGAAUGGUCAUCCUGCUUUGGGAAAAAAGACAGGAUCUUCAUGGAAAGGUCUCUUGGAAAACAAAAGGCAAGGCCUGGCGCUUCAGCACUGCCUUCGGCACGGUUAAAGAGUGGAAGUUUGCAGAAAUUGCCAGCAUGGCUGAUCACCUGAAAAACUGUCGAUACAACACAGUAGAGAGGACCGGUGAAGCUGUCCCAUUGCCCUGCAUGUGUGUGACAAGGGAGCUUACCAAAGCAGGCCGCCCUUUGCGUUCUGUUCUAAAACCAGUUCUCUAAUCUCUUCGGACACUGACUGUGUACUGCAAAACAUUCUAAUCUUAAAUGUGGUCUGUCACUUUGUAUAUGAUAUAUUUUGCUUUGAUGUGAGAUUUAUUUUUGUAGUACAGUACCUUGAGCAUGCCAGCACAGGUAAUGAAAAGCGCCUUGAUGACAGGCAAAUUGAACGGAUGGACAUUUUUUGUGGAUGAAACCUUCCCCUUAUUGGAGUCUUCCAUUUGUACAUAAGGUUUUCUUGCAUGGAUCUGGCCCUUUUUCUUUUGGGGAAACAAAAGUCUACCCCCCACCCCUUCCACUACCCCUAGGCCCUGAACAAUCGUAUUGUGAAUGUUGUAGAUACAAAAGAGUUAUUGAUCGUGGCAAAAUCCUCAGCAAAACAUGGCAAUGCUCUGUCAUUAUUUGACUCGGAAAGAUGCUCAACCUGUGUGGAAUAAUUAAAAAUUAGAUGCUUCUUGUUUUUUUGAAUCACAACUCGAGCUCAUUCUGAGGUUAGAGGGAUUAUUUGUCUACAUUAUGUCAGUAAGCUAGCUGCUGCAAAGCAAUACUAUACCUCACGCUCGUCAAAAGCAAAAAUGCCACAGUGCAGUGGAUUCACACUGUACAAUUUUGCCACUUUUAGCACUUUAGUUUUACAGCCUCGUUUUAUUAAGUUGGUCACCAAUAUUUAAUAUUCAUCAUUGUUCACGUCGUUUCUCACCCUCCUGUCUUUCCUAACUCUGUGACUUUGAAUGGGGAAAUGAGCAACUUGCUUUGAAACUAAACCUAAUAGGGCUGUUUUCAGUCUGCCAAAUGAAAGGCUGUGCUUUGUGAAUCCAUCCACAUUACUGAACCUAAACUCCCCCCAGACACAAGGAGCGGGUGUCAGUUUGGAGGCCAAAGCAACUUUUACUGUUUGGUUUCACUUUUUAAUACAGUUCAUACCUCCAACUUUAGAAUGUUUUAUUAAGGGAGUGAUUGUGUGCAUUUUUGUUUACGCAUUUAGCGCCAAAAAAUUGAAUGUCUUUGCCUUCAGCCUUGGCGAUUAAAACUCUGAUCCUGUAAUGUUUUAAUGUGACCUCACAAUCAAAUGUAAUGCCUUUUCACCGCACUUUAUUGGUUUGAAACCACUGAUGGAAUGAUAUGAGGAGUGCAGGAUUUUUGUGGAAAUCUAGUUCGUCCAAUUUGAAGGCUUUGUUUAUCAGAGUAUUCAUGGAUUCCACUUGUGCUGUCAACAAAACACUGCUGCUAAUGUAGGAAUCAGUCUGCUUUCCCUUAACAUGUUUUAAAGUUUAAAAUGAAACAGACUUUGAAAAAAAUCCUGUAUGUAGCUUAGUGCUAACAUCUGUUUACAGACUUUUAUAAAAUACGUGCUUCAGAUUCACACGUUAAGACAUCUAAGUGGGAAAACUCUGAGCUUGUCUUUAAGAACACUAAUUUAUUUUAAUUUUGAAUCAUUUGUAGAAUGAGGUGAAAUGAGAAUCUGUGGGAUAUCAGUAUCUGUUGCCUGAAAUUUUUCCUGCUGGCUUCUCAGAAGAUAAAGGUAGUGUAGUUUCAACAGCCCCAAAACUAAAUUGUCUGGUACUAUGAAAUUCAGACGUAAAAAGUUGGGACCCGUGUUGAUGCAGCAGGUGACUAAAUCAGGUAUUGCAUAGCAUGGUAGACUCAGUGAAAGUUAUGGUUCAAAAUGAUGCUGCUGUGUUGGGGAGUUCCACACAGUGCCACAGGUAAAUGUUUGAAGCCCAUUUAUUUGACUUGUGGAGGGGAAAUGUUUCUGGAGCAUCAUAGACAUCAGCAUUAAAAAGGCCAGGAUCAGUUUGCUUGCUCUGUGGAUCUGGAUGUCUACCCAGUCUCCUUGGCUCUGGUGCCCUUGGCUUUGGGUUCUAACCAGUAGUUGCCCUGGCUUCUGAAUGUCCUAAGCAGCUGGCACCAUUAGCUGUCAGCAGAAAUCAAUGGGAGUUCUUGGCUGUGUGCAUGUAACUAGUGAGAUGUUUUGUACUGAAUGUUUAACCUGUCACACGAAGAAAGCAAAAGAAAGUUAAAAAUGCACAUAUUUUGUCUAGAAAGCAAUGGAACUGAAUGCAUCAUUUGAAGUUGUGCACGUGUGCGUUUUAGUUUGUGUGGAGAUACCUACAUGUCAAUUAAAUGUUGCAUUCAUUACAACUUCAUUAAACUCUGUUCAGUGAGAGUGCAUUUUGUUGCUGCGGUUUGAAGUAUGUGCAAUUUCAUUGUACUGUUCCCUUGAAGAUUGUUUGAUCUCUGCCCCUUUUCUGCAGUUGCCUCAUUUACCAAUAAUUGUGUCAUUUGGUUCCAAUGCUUAAUAUCAUGCUCCAGGAAUAGAAACUUUGCUUCAGUAAUAAAAUUCAUAUCAUUACCAUUCACUUAAACAUUACACUGGUCUACACAUAUCUAAUAUAUUUACAUUAUUACCUUUUUUAAUCUCAUGCCAGAAACAUCUGUGUAUUUUCUGCUUUCAAGUAUGAGAAGUGAAAACUAUGAAGGGUCACUUAAAAUUCUCUGAAACCAAGGUGAAGAUCAAAGGAGUCUCUAACUUAAUGUAAAAAGUAGACUUCUCUUUUCUACAUUCUAAAUUUCAGUUAUGCAAGAGUUUGUGUUGGCGGGAGAGACCUCUCCCCACUCUGCUGGUCUUUCAAUGAUGCACGAUAUUGAGCUUUUGUACUAAAUGUUUGAUUUCAUUUUAAACUACAAGAAUUCUAAUAAAAACAACUUGUCAUUUUUAUUAACUA